AUGCCAAAGUCAGAUGACAGCCCUUCUCAGCCCGACAAACCUGCAGUCACACCCCUUCACCCUGCAUACACUGUCACCAAUGUUCAGUCCAAGAUUCGGACCCUUGAUGGCACCAAAGUAACAUAUUCCCAAUGGGUCAAGCUGUUCACCUUUCAUGCCAUCGCUUACAAGGUUCUAGACCAUAUCGAUGACACCCAAAAACCAACCAAAACUGACCCUGAUUACGAAACCUGGAAAGAAAUCGAUGCUUUGGUCUCUCAAUGGAUCUAUAGCACGAUAUCCGAUGACUUGCUGGGCACCGUCCUUGACACCACCGCUUCGGCUCGAACCACUUGGCUACAACUUCAGAAAAAAUUCUUGGGAAACAAGCAAGCCAAGGCAGCAGCUCUGGAGACUCGUUUCGUUAACCUUACACUCGCCUCAUGUGCCUCAGUCGAUGAUUAUUGCCAACAGUUGAAAGAGCUAGCAAACCAGCUCUCGGAUGUGGAUCAACCUGUUACUGAGAGCCGAAUGGUACUGCAGUUGGUCAGAGGUCUUUCAGCCGAAUUUGACACCACUGCCCAACUAAUUCAUUCACAGCAGGCCGACUGGGACACGGCCCGUACUAUGCUUAAUGAUGAGGUUAUUAGGUUAGAAGCUCGGAAACAACAAUCCUCUUCGGUCCUCUACACACCCGCCUCUACAAACCACACCACUAAUCAGCAAACACCUGCUCACUCUUCAGAAAAUAAUCAACAGCAGCAGCAGCCUCCCUCGUAUAGGGGUAGAGGCCGCGGACGUGGUCAGGGCUACCGUGGACGUGGAGGAAGAGGAAGAGGAAACAGGGGUCAAUCACCUCCAACACCUUGGAAUUUUUUGAACUACACGGGACAGCAGCAGCAAUUCCCACAGUGGGCGUGGUGGUCCACCCCCCCGUGUCCAUACCCCACUCAGAAUACAUGGAAACCCAACCCGACCCCACAGCAUCCGUCAGCAAAUUUUGCGGGUCAGCCACAUCCGGCCCCACCCCCAUACGGGCAUUCACCUUCGGGUUUCGAUGCUCUCAGCCCCUCGGAUCUCAGUGCAGCCUUCCAAACAAUGCAGUUACAAUAUCAAGAUCCGAAUGCUGUGAUGGACACUGGAGCAGAACAACAUGCCACGGAAAAUCGAGGAUCUCACAACGGGGCGUCUGCUUUCCCGCCACAAUAGCACCGGCAACCUCUAUCCCAUCACUCCACCAACGCUACCACCACAAGCAUGUUUUCUCGCAUCUACAACUUUGCCUUGGCAUGAUCGUCUUGGACAUCCAGGGACUCAAGUUUUAGAUGUUCUUAGCAGACGUUUUGGUUUUUCAUGUACCCAUAAUAAAGUUUCUAAUUUAUGUCAUUCUUGUCAACUUGCUAAUAGUAAACGUUUACCGUUCUUUGAAUCUUCUUCCUUUACAUUUGCACCCUUUGAUAUUAUACAUUGUGAUUUGUGGACAUCUCCCAUAACCAGUAAAACCGGAUAUAAAUAUUAUAUGGUGCUAGUUGACAAUUUUUCAAACUUUAUUUGGGUAUACCCUCUUAAAUACAAAUCAGAAACUUUUCCUACAUUUGCUAAAUUUCAUAAACUCAUUGCCACCCAAUUCAACAGAAAUAUCAAAACUUUCCAAUGUGACCUAGGGGGCGAAUUCGAUAAUAACGCCUUCAAACAAUUUGCCCAUCAACAUGGACUUUUGUUUCGCUUUGCGUGCCCUCAAACGUCAUCUCAAAACGGGCGUGCCGAACGCAUGAUUCGCCGUCUCAACGACAUCAUCCGUUCCCUCCUCAUCCAUGCCCACCUGCCUCCUAUUUUUUGGGUCGAAGCCCUCCACACCGCCACUUAUUUGCACAACAUUUUACCCACAAAACGCUUAAACUACUACACACCUACCUUUGCACUAUACCUACGACACCCGACCUACGAUCAUCUUCGUGUGUUCGGGUGCGCGUGCUACCCAA
Helianthus annuus (common sunflower) is the source of this 1961-nucleotide messenger RNA. RefSeq lists its product as uncharacterized. NCBI's taxonomy places the organism in Eukaryota, Viridiplantae, Streptophyta, Magnoliopsida, Asterales, Asteraceae. The record is from RefSeq and is a predicted model, not a curated record. Bases 1 to 1188 code for a protein of 395 amino acids. The transcript is spliced from 2 exons.